AUGAAAGUCAAUUGCAACAUCUAUUUAUUCGCAUUCGUAUGCUUCACAUGUGCAAUCGAUCUUGUUCUCACUGGACGGGACUUUUAUAAGAUCUUGAAAUUACCAAGAACGGCAACGUUAAACCAAAUCAAGAAAUCUUAUCGAACAUUAGCCAAAGAAUUGCAUCCAGAUAAGAAUAAAAAUGAUCCAAAAGCACAAGAACGUUUUCAAGAUCUAGGAGCUGCUUAUGAAGUAUUAUCCGAUGCGGACAAACGAAAAACUUAUGACAGACAUGGUGAAGAAGGUUUGAAACGGCAAGGAAACGAUGAUUCGUUUCAUGAUCCAUUCUCUAGUUUUUUUGGUGAUUUUUUUGGUGGAUCAAGAGAUGACGAACAUCGUCAUGUACCACGUGGUGGAGAUUUAGUCAUGGAUCUGCAUGUUACACUUGAAGAAGUGUACAAUGGAAAUUUUAUUGAAGUCGUUCGAGUAAAACCUGUUGCAAAGGAAACAUCUGGAUCAAGACGAUGCAAUUGUCGAAUGGAAAUGCGAACCAUUCAAAUGGGCCCCGGACGGUUUCAAAUGAUGCAAGAUCAAGUCUGUGAUGAAUGUCCAAAUAUAAAAUUCGUUACUGAAGAGAAAGUUUUGGAAAUCGAGGUUGAACUCGGUGUUCCUGAUGGCUAUCAGAUUCCAUUUCUCGCUGAAGGAGAGCCACAUAUCGAAGGUGAACCGGGUGAUUUGAAAUUCAUUAUUCGAGUUCAAAAACAUACAAGAUUUGAACGUCGAAACAAUGAUUUACACACAAAUUUAACCAUUACAUUGCAAGAUGCUUUGAACGGUUUUGAUGUUACACUUCCACAUCUUGAUGGACAUAAUGUAACAAUCAAACGUGAGAAAAUCACUUGGCCAGGUGCUCGAAUAAAGAAGAAAGGAGAAGGUCUCCCCCAACACGACCAAAAUAACAUUGUUGGUGAUCUUUAUGUGACAGUCGACAUCGAUUUUCCAAAAGGGGAAUUGACUGGUGAGCAACGUGAAGCCGUGAAAACUCUUUUAAAUCAAGAAUCUAAACAUCGAUUGUACAAUGGCAUCUAA
Molecule: messenger RNA, 1068 nt
Organism: Adineta ricciae
Lineage: Eukaryota; Metazoa; Rotifera; Eurotatoria; Adinetida; Adinetidae
Source: the annotation of a GenBank genome assembly